AGAAGAGAACGCCGUUCCAUUGAAUUAUGAAGACAAAACACAGGGGGGCUAGUGCUACAUCACAGAUACUCCUACAAUGCAACAAGUACAAGCCAGCAAGACAAGGUCAGAUCCACAACCAUCAUCUGCUAUUCGUCUCCAUCGUAAAUAAAAUGAAAAACGACCAGAGCGGGCAAAAAGAAAUAUAAGGCGGGUGAGU
This is a messenger RNA of Serpula lacrymans var. lacrymans S7.9, 199 nucleotides long. RefSeq lists its product as uncharacterized. The record is from RefSeq and is a predicted model, not a curated record. NCBI's taxonomy places the organism in Eukaryota, Fungi, Basidiomycota, Agaricomycetes, Boletales, Serpulaceae. Bases 27 to 188 code for a protein of 53 amino acids. The transcript has a single exon.